UGUUUCGGCGCGUUCUCCGCUUUGUGCCUUUUAUUCGUGUUGGUCUGGCGAUCUUGUGUAAUUUUUAAUGCUUUUGUCGUUUUGUUAAAAAAUUUUACUAUACAGUUUGCAUAGCGUUAAGUGUGUUAUUAUUCACAAAAGCAGCAAAGUAAGCAAAGAGAAACGAGUUGCCAAGAGGAGACGAAAAUUAAGUGAACAAACCAACCUUUAAAAAUCAAGCAGUGAAAAAUGGCCGCAAAACCAGAGGACAAGACCACGGACAUACCAGACCGUCUGUAUGAUGCGAAUCAUCGCAAGACAUACAAGCGUAUGCGUUUCUUUGGCAAGGGUGGAUUUGCAAAAUGCUACGAGAUAAUCGAUGUGGAAACCGACGAUGUCUUCGCUGGCAAGAUAGUGUCAAAGAAACUAAUGAUAAAGCACAAUCAAAAAGAGAAAACGGCACAGGAAAUAACCAUACAUCGAAGCCUUAAUCAUCCUAAUAUUGUUAAAUUCCAUAGCUACUUUGAGGAUGUGCAGAACAUUUACAUUGUGCUGGAGCUCUGCAAGAAGCGCUCGAUGAUGGAGUUGCACAAACGUCGUAAAAAUAUUACAGAGUUUGAGACUCGGUACUAUAUAUAUCAGAUAAUACAGGGCGUUAAGUACUUACAUGAUAAUAGCAUUAUCCAUCGGGAUCUGAAGUUGGGAAAUCUGUUUCUAAACGAUAUGCUGCAUGUAAAAAUCGGCGACUUUGGCCUGGCAACGCGAAUUGAGUACGAGGGUGAACGCAAGAAAACGCUAUGCGGAACGCCAAACUACAUUGCCCCAGAAAUUUUAACUAAGAAGGGUCACUCGUUUGAGGUGGAUAUCUGGUCAAUUGGCUGUGUUAUGUACACCUUACUGGUGGGUCAGCCGCCAUUCGAGACGAAAACCCUCAAGGAUACUUAUUCGAAGAUUAAGAAAUGCGAGUAUCGUAUGCCCAGCUAUCUGAAAAAACCAGCAGCAGAGAUGGUCAUUGCUAUGUUACAGCCCAAUCCAGAAAGUAGACCUACCAUUGGACAGCUGAUGAAUUUUGAGUUUUUGAAGGGCUCACAAGUACCUAUGUUCUUGCCCAGUUCCUGCCUAACGAUGGCGCCACGUAUUGGUACGAACGACGCCAUUGAAGAUCCUAAUCAACGCAAACCAUUGUUAGAGCUAAACGGUGUGAGGGAUGACACUCGUUUAGAAUCGACAUUCCUUAAAAAUAAUUUGCAUGAUGCUAUUACUGCCUCAGCGCAAAUGUGUCGCCACAACGAGGACUAUCGCAGCGAUAUUGAAAGCUUGCAUCAGCAGCUAACACAUCUCAUCAACGAAAAGCCGCGUUUGUUGCAAGGUAAUCUUGGUGAUGAGAAUACUGAUCCAGCCGCUCAACCAUUGUUUUGGAUAUCCAAGUGGGUGGACUACAGCGACAAAUAUGGCUUCGGUUAUCAGCUGUGCGAUGAGGGCAUUGGUGUCAUGUUCAAUGACACCACUAAGCUCAUACUGUUGCCUAAUCAAAUUAAUGUGCACUUCAUCGACAAGGAGGGCAAAGAGUCUUAUAUGACCACGACUGACUAUUGCAAGACCUUGGAUAAGAAGAUGAAGUUGCUCUCCUAUUUCAAGCGCUAUAUGACCGAGCAUCUAGUGAAGGCGGGCGCCAAUAAUGUAACUGUUGAGAGCGAUCAGAUAUCGCGUAUGCCUCAUUUGCAUUCUUGGUUCCGUACCACUUGUGCUGUGGUGAUGCACUUGACUAACGGUUCUGUGCAGCUCAACUUUUCGGAUCAUAUGAAGAUUAUUCUGUGUCCACGCAUGAGUGCCAUUACAUACAUGGAUCAUGAAAAGAAUUUCCGUACAUAUCGUUUCUCAACAAUUAUGAAUAAUGGUGUCUCUAAGGACUUAUAUCAAAAGAUUCGUUAUGCUCAAGAAAAGCUUAAAAAAAUGCUUGAAAAGAUGUUUGUCUGAGCACGAGCUAAGAAGAAACAGCAGCCGGCUGACUACAAAUAUAUGCCUAGUUUAAGAUAAUUCAUCAGCACAAACUCUGUCAUGCUUGCAACCCCCAUGCGAUUUACUUCGCCAUCCUUUUCUCUAAUGAACAAACAUUUUUUAAAUUUUGGUUCUUGUUUAAAGUGCUUUGCUGUUACGUGUUUAAGUUAAAAUUUC
Drosophila busckii is the source of this 2154-nucleotide messenger RNA. RefSeq names its product serine/threonine-protein kinase polo (gene polo). The transcript has 5 exons. Gene Ontology annotation, cellular component: centrosome; nucleus; spindle pole. NCBI's taxonomy places the organism in Eukaryota, Metazoa, Arthropoda, Insecta, Diptera, Drosophilidae. Gene Ontology annotation, molecular function: protein serine/threonine kinase activity; ATP binding; protein binding. Gene Ontology annotation, biological process: protein phosphorylation; regulation of cytokinesis; mitotic cell cycle. Bases 229 to 1956 code for a protein of 575 amino acids. The record is from RefSeq and is a predicted model, not a curated record.